CUAAUUUCUCCAAGUCCAAAGACUCCUAUCAAACAAACAAAAAACUAUUGUUUCUUGCAACAAUUGCUUUCUUUUUUUUUUUCUUCAUCCCCAUCAAAAGUAUCCUCAUAGUGUUGACAUAAUGGUGUGCCAAGAAGAGCCAUUGGUGAACAAAAUUAAUGAAUUGUAUGAGAAAAUCUCAAGCCUUGAGAGUCUCAAACCUUCACAAGAUGUCAACAUGUUGUUCACACAACUUGUACAUACUUGUAUGCCUCCUAAUCCUAUUGAUGUCACAAAAUUAUGCAACCAAAUCCAAGAAAUGAGGUCUAAUUUAAUUAGACUUUGUGGUGAAGCUGAGGGACUUCUUGAAAAACAUUACUCAACAAUUUUAGCCUCAUUUGAUAAUCCGUUACACCAUCUUGAUAUUUUUCCUUAUUUUUCCAACUAUCUUAAGCUUAGCUUAUUGGAGUACAAUAUUUUGACCCAAAACUCUAUCCAUGUGCCCAAACGGGUCGCAUUUGUCGGGUCUGGCCCGCUCCCUCUCACAUCGAUCGUUCUUGCCCUAAACCACUUACACGAAACCCAAUUUGAUAACUAUGACAUUGAUCCGUCCGCUAACGAGAUGGCGGCCCGUUUGGUUGAGCCUGAUCCGGACUUGUCGUCCCGAAUGAAAUUCCACACUAAGGAUGUUAUGAGUGUGGGAAAAGAAGAACUUGAAGAGUAUGAUGUUGUUUUCUUAGCUGCCCUUGUUGGUAUGAACAAGGAGGAAAAGAUUAAGGUUAUACACCAUUUAGCUAAGAACAUGGCACCCGGUUCAACCCUAAUGGUUCGGAGUGCCCAUGGGGCUAGAGCUUUUUUGUACCCGGUUGUAGACCCGGAAAAUCUAUGUGGGUUUGAGGUCCUUUCGGUUUUUCAUCCAACGGAUGAGGUGAUCAAUUCGGUUGUGAUUGCAAGGAAAGCCGUUGAUUUAUCUUCUUCCAUUUACUCUAUUGAAUGGGAGCAAAACCAUACCCAUAACUUUUCUCCUAUGAGGUUGCAAAGUUGCAAGUGUUUGGAAAUUCAACCAUUUAACCCUUUAAAUCAUGGAAAUAUGAUUGGAGAAUUAGCUUCUAGUGGUCAUCAAUAAGCUCUUAAUAGUGUAACACAACACACUAGCUAGCUAAAUGAGCUCAAUUUAAUAAGCUUAUUCCUCCAUUUGUUGUUCUUGUUGCUGAAUUUCUUAGAAUAUAUAAUAUAUCAUGGGGCCUUAACCAUAAGAUUAAAUUUUUGGUUGAGUUGGUUCCUUGACCGUAUUAUCACUUUCUUUUCCACCAUCUCAAACAUAUCAUUGAUUAAUCCCCUCUUGUCUUUCUCCUUCAAAAAUCUUCAUCAAUUUUAUGCAAGGAAAUUGCAUGACCUAUUCAUAAUCGUUUUUGAUCCAACCCUAAUGUGUUUUUUCCAUUCAUCAUCCUCUUUUGUUUUUACUCACUUUUAUGUGGUUUAAUCGACUUUUAGUGGUAUAUAUUUUUAUACAUGUAUAUCACUACUUUUGUUAAGUUUUCUUCAUCUAUAGGGGAAAAAAGAUUUUCUCUUAUUUGAUGAUCGAUUAAAAAAAUAAAAUUAUAUGUAUCUAAUUAUUCAGGUCUGAAUAAUGUCUGAUAUGAAAUUAAAGGUGAAAAAAUUAUAUUUUAUUAAAUCAAAAAUUUUAACGGAGAAAUUCUAUCAGCACAUUUAUGAAGAUGGAUCUUAGUUAGGAUGUGUUGUUUGAAAAUUUUAAAUGAUUGGAAGUUAUUCUAGUUGUUUAUCUUGGAAAAGGUGUUGGUGUUGAUCUCAUUGUAGGUUGAAUCUAAUACUCAAUAAUUGGGAUGCAAGAUGUGACAAUUCUAAUGAAGAAGACAACAAUGAAGCUAAGGUGAAAGGUGAAGUUUUUACCAAAUGAUAUUUCUAGAAUUGAAGGAUUUUCUUUUGAUGUUUUCUAGUCAUUUCAAUUAGAUAUGAAAUUAUGUAUGUGUGGACUACAAAUAUUGCAUUGCUAUUAAUGUUGCUACAACUAGAGUUGUAUUUGUCACUACAAUAAGUAGCACCAUUUAAUUGAAUCAUGUCAAAUCAUGUUUACAUUUAUAUAUGUAUAUGUAUUAUAUUAUGUUAUUACUUCAAAUGAUUUUAUAUGUUUUGCCUAA
Amaranthus tricolor (Joseph's coat) is the source of this 2138-nucleotide messenger RNA. Its product is annotated as nicotianamine synthase-like. The transcript has a single exon. Gene Ontology annotation, molecular function: nicotianamine synthase activity. The record is from RefSeq and is a predicted model, not a curated record. Lineage: Eukaryota; Viridiplantae; Streptophyta; Magnoliopsida; Caryophyllales; Amaranthaceae. The coding region runs from base 122 to 1105 and encodes 327 amino acids. Gene Ontology annotation, biological process: nicotianamine biosynthetic process.